AAAUGCAUAAGCAUUAAGAGAAUACUAGAAAUAAUUUGCAUGGGUUUCCCAGUUGUGCGCGCGCCCGCGUGAGUGAAUGCGCGCUGUAGUGAAGUAUGACUUGCGCGCGCCUCCCUCCGCCCAGAGGAUGAUGGAGAGAAAAGAGGAGAGGAUCCUGUGACACCUCACCGUCCCAAUCACAGCAAACCGGGCAAAAAUCACACCACAGCACAUCAAGAAGAGUGCCGCCUGUUGCCGGGCAGCACGCAAGGAAAAUGCCCGGUUUGAUAAAUCGCAUCACAUGGGCACCGCUACUGUUGAAGACAUCCCGCAUUACUUCCUGUGCCAAUGGCUGCUCUCUAGGCAUCACCGCUCAUCUAACAUAUGUGAAUACUGAUCCUGAACCAGUUGAUGGUGUGUUUGUGUAUCCUCUGGGGGAGAAGGAGGUCGUGGUGGGUUUCGAGGCUGAGGUGUCCGGCAGGCUGGUCAGUGUGGAGCUCCAGAGUCGUGGGAAGCUGGAGGACUGCUGUUUGAUCUGCUGCCCGGGACCGACCCUCCACGGCCAAUGUGGCCACAGCAAGGAGUGGGGAUGCUGUGGAGGAACAAGUUUGGAAAUGCAGUGCUCCAAUGGUCAUCUGUUGCUGGAUGAGGACCUGGAGAGAAGCACAUUUAUAGUGAGCACAGGCCAGAUUGGACCACUAGAAAUUGUGUCUGUCGUCAUUAGUACCACACUUGAACUCCCUACACUUGAAAAUGGUGCAAUCCGCCUGGUUUACCCAACAGUGCUAACGCCUAUUGUCAGAGCUCGGGUUCAUCCGGGAAAAAGUGAAAAUGGGGGAAAAUCAGAGGAGACAAGCCCGACUACAUGCUUUGGGAGUGCGUCUGGGAGGCAGGAUAGGUUGCUGGGAAUCGGGCAGCAAUGUGCCCAUGCUGUCUUCACCAGCUCUGCUACAAACAUCUCAUUGUACCAGCUCAGCUUCCAGCUUCUCGUUCGAGGCGCGUGUCUUCUAGCAGGUCUGGAAAGCCCCACCCAUGCUCUGCGUGCAGACGCUGACCCCAGCGCACAGUGUGCAUCUGCAACCUACAUCACGCUGGCGGAGGAGCAUCCAUGUGAUCGACAUCUGGAGAUAAUUCUGCACCUUAGUGAACCUCACAGCCCAUUGGUUAUCCUGGAAAAGGGGCGGCUUACCUUUAGUGAAUACGAGCAGCAGAUCCAAGCUCGACGGGAUUUCCUUCGCUGCGGCCGAAAGGAGGCAGGCGAGAAGAGGCUGGAGUUCAUUCGGAAGCGUUACCAUAAGGAUCUGCUCUUGAACCCGGUCCUGAUGCUUAAUUUCUGCCCAGAUCUGCUGUCAGAACCAACAGAGCUGCAGCAGGCCAGCAGAGAGCUCAUCUUCCUCAUAGACAACAGCAGCACUAUAACACAGCUCAACAUCAACAAGAUCAAGGAGGCAAUGUUAGUGGUCAUUAAGAGUAUGCCCACCCGCACCAUGCUCAACAUCAUUGCUAUCUGCUCAACAAUCCGACCUCUGUUCAGCUCCAGCAAGCCCUGCACAGAUAGUACAGUGACACAGGCAUUGGAGUACAUCCAGAAGAUACGUUCAGAUCAGGGUUCUGCUAACCUGUUGGGGGCGCUCUCUUGGGUCUAUCGGCAGCCUGUGCAUCGCGCCUUCCCACGGCAGCUCUUCCUCCUUAUCGAUGGAGCCCUGAGCAAUGUAGGACGAGUCCUAGAGCUGGUCAGGAGGAAUGCAUCCAAUGUCAGGUGUUUCGGUGUGGGCCUUGGUCCUCAAUCCUGUCGAAGGCUACUGCAGGGCGUUGCCAAGGUUACGGGAGGCAGUACAGAGUUUCUCAGUGAGGAAGAGAGGCUUCAGCCAAAGCUGAUUAAGUGUCUGAAGAAAGCUCUGGAACCCGUGUUAACUGACGUACGGAUCGACUGGUAUGUGCCGGAGAACAUGGAGGCCAUCUUGUCACCCAAUGAAAUCCCUCCACUUUACCCUGGCAACUGUCUGAUAGGCUAUUGCACUCUCUAUAAUGUUGGUGGAUUCAAGGCCCAGAAAAGUGAAGUGAAGUCACGACUUUAUAGAGGACGACCACACGAUUCAGUUGGUUCAAUUUUCGAGCUCUCUCCCUCCACUUCUGAGCUCCUUCAGCCCUUGGUACCUCCUGAGGAGCGAGAUAGAGACACGGCUAAAGAGUGUGUGGUGGAGGGAGACUUUGAGGAGGCGUUGAGGGAAAUCUCACGAGAAAUCUCCUCAGAAUUCUCUUGUGCACAUACCAAUGAUAAUGUCACAAGCCCUGGUGGCGACACUGACUACAGCAGCAGUGAUGUGCGCUGGCGUAUUCAACAGGACUCGUAUGUCCAGGAUCAGUAUGUGUUGACGUGCUGUUCUCUGAGUAGUGAAAAGACCUUUUCCUCUGCUACCCAACAAGUGGAGAGCUCUGCGCUGGGCAUGGGGUCCCUGCCACAUGGCCUGGAGAGAAUAGAGCCUCCGCAGGGCAGAGGACUCUCACGCUGGGAAUCUCCAUGGGCACAGAAUGUCAACUGUUUAGGAGAAACCACAUCAGGAAAGACCAGCAAGCUGUUAGACCACGACGAGUCUCGUCGCAGACAGAGGGCGCUAGCUCGCUCUGCUCUGGCUGGACGAAGUUUCUCGUCACCGCAGGGCGACCUGGACAUGCACCGCCUGAGGAGGGCGCUAGAGAAGGUCUCAUUUGAGCAGGCAGUGGGGGGACGGCUGGAAGAGAGUGACACAGAUACUCAAAGCACUCCACAAGGGGCUCAAUCUCGCCCCAGCCUGACAGAUUCCAAUGGUCUCCUUUUCCCCGGCUCCCCGCUGGACUGGGACAACUUCACCGAAUGCCUGUUUUCAGCCGUUCCUCCAGGCGAGUCCCAGGUUGCAGGAGCGCAGUGUCGCUCUGUCAUCCAUGGCACACUGGGUGGAAAGUCUUUGUCCUGGGAAGUUUGUGUGGAUUUGUCCUCUCUGUUGGCCACUGAGAGCACAGCAACCCCGCCAACCGAUACUGGAUCCUGGGAUGAGAUCAUUCACCAGCUGACCGCACGCUCCGUCAUCAGAGACUUUGAAAACAUGGCCGAAAAAGAGACGGAUAUAGAAAAUGAGAGAGGUCCAUCAAAGAGAUACCGAAUGAAAGCCAUCCAGACCAGCAAAAGCUGUGGAGUCAUCUGCAUGUACACCAGCUUCACCACCACAGAUACCAAUGUGAGAGGUCAAUCUGACAACAGAGACACACGAAACACAGGUGUGCGGUUUGGUACGAGACACGGGUCUCAUUCGGGCAGCAGAAGACAAAGGUUGUGCUCGGUCGGAUUUGGUCGCCGUCCCUCCAGCAGAGGAAGUGAGGAUACUGAAGACACACAUGCCUCGACGGACAGAGACGACACCCCUGCAUCUCCGUGCAGCAUGACAUCCUGGGACAGCAGCACAGGUGGAAGCAUCAGUCCAUCAGCGGUGUCAUCUCGCUCUCAGCGUUCUGUGGAGAGUUUCUUUGGGUCCAGGUCAAAGUUUAGUCUAGGCAGACACAAGAGCAACAGUGGCUCAGGAAAACAAGCUCCUCUAAAACCUCACUGUCUCUCUGCAGAGACGGACAGACAGACAGAAACAGACACACCUGAUUACCUGCCACUGGUGCGUUUGCAGCUGGCCUCAGGUGCGUUCUUGCUGUCCGAGUCAUACUCAGAUUGUAUUCAGAUUCCUCUGGAACGUCUGAAAAGAGCAUCUCCAUACCCCAGCCACCGCAACAGUCUGAGCCCUCCCUUCCGCUGUACCUCCCCACCCGCCGUGGCAUUGGCUUCAUCGAAACACAGUGCCCCCCACAGGCCAGAGGACCAAACUUCAAGCAGAGUGCUUUACGGAAACCUGCGACGUCAUCACGAAGAACCCCUUGGCAUAUUGUCAGACCCACACAGCUCAGAGGAGGGCGGAGUCCCACAGGCUGACAGUGGGCGGGGCUCUGAGACUGACAUGUGUGAAGCACCUCCUGUAGAUCCAGCAGAACCACAGGGAGAGGAGCUGGCACAGACGGAUGUAGAGAGCUCGAGCUGGGCUACGGCUGUAGCUUUGGCCUGGUUGGAGCACCGCUGCGCUGGGUUUUUCGUAGAGUGGGAACUGAUGGCAGCCAAAGCUGAUUUCUGGUUAAAGUGCCAAUCGCUGCCUGAAGGAGUCGACCUGGCUGGGUUGAGGGCAGCAGCCAGGCAGCUUUUCCUGCUGUUACGCCACUGGGAUGAAAAUAUCAAACUGAAUGUACUUUGUUACAACCCUAAUAACAUGUGAGGAAGUCAAAUUUAAGAUGUUGAAAACCAGCUAGGGCUAGCAGACUCAUGUUCUGAGUCUAAACUGAGGAGUUUUAAUCCAGGAAAUGGUAGCCAGAUUCAUCAACUUUUUGGCCCAAAUCCGGCCCGUAGUCAUCUGGGGCCUCAUUUAUAAAAGGUAAAAACCGACCUAAAUUUGAUCUCACAAUCAUUACUUAAAAGGUAUAGCGGAAGAUUUUCGUUUUCCGGGUGGAUCACCACUGUUAUUGGUCAUCCCAGAUGUCCAUCAUUCUGAUUAUAUGUUGACGUAUAACCGUCGUACGAGGGUCGCAAGAGAAAGUGUGUCUACGAAUUGAGUGACAAGAAGAGAAAGGACUAUAAAGAAAGAAACAAGACCAGAGUGUUUAUGGGAGACUAUUUCACACGCUGGCAUGAGCUUAAAGGACAGGUUGGGCUUCUCACGCGAAGUUUCUACUGGAAAGGUACAUUUUGUCUUGGAUUUGGAGAAAUCCAUUUAAAAUCACUGCUAGUAAAAGUUGAUGUAAGCUAUGAUUAGCGAUGCUAGCCCUGACACAAGUCACGAACCGCACAGACACGGUAAACAUGCCGACAGCAACUUGUAAACAGAGCGAAGAGAAGAACUGAGCUCCUGCAUGCUCUCUCUCUCUCUCUCUCUGUCUCGUGCACGCGUUUAACAGGCGUUCCCUCUCGGGAGGAGGGAGAGUGUUGCGUGUGCAUUUUUUAAAAAAUAUCGAGGGGUGGUUCUUUUAAAUAAUUCGGGAAAAUCUUCCGUUAUACCUUUAAAAGUGUGUACGUGUAACUCAUACAACGAAUGAGCGCACAGAAACGCACGUAUACAUGUGAAAUCUAUAAAAUUGCAAAUGAUCUUGAAAUUGAGCGCAGCUAAAUAGUUUCAAAUCUCCGCAUUGAAACGAUGCCUAAUUAAUGUAAUUGACAAAAAGUACCUCUCAAUGUUUAAAUUCUUUAGGACCAGCAAGAAAGACUUCAAUCUCCAAAGGCCUGCAGCAAUUGGACACGCAAAAGUGCGCACGUCUGCUUAGACCCGCACCUGGCACUAAGUACUUUUCCACGUCAAAGACAGUUUUUAUAAAUAUGGAAACUUUACGACCAAAUCUGUGCGUACCCACGCUUUAUAAAUGAGGCCCCUGGUGUGAACGCAGAGUCACCGGCCGCCACUGGCACACACUUUACGAUGAAAUCUGUGCGUGUGCACCAGUAAUGUGCGGGUCAGUGUAUAAACUCCGCACCCAACCUACGUUUUCAACUAAACCACCCGCAACUCGGACCGCAAAAAAAUACA
Molecule: messenger RNA, 5564 nt
Organism: Misgurnus anguillicaudatus (oriental weatherfish)
Lineage: Eukaryota; Metazoa; Chordata; Actinopteri; Cypriniformes; Cobitidae
Source: RefSeq, a predicted model, not a curated record